This is a messenger RNA of Chelonus insularis, 1543 nucleotides long. RefSeq names its product cathepsin L (gene CtsL1). The transcript has 6 exons. Bases 401 to 1426 code for a protein of 341 amino acids. NCBI's taxonomy places the organism in Eukaryota, Metazoa, Arthropoda, Insecta, Hymenoptera, Braconidae. Gene Ontology annotation, cellular component: lysosome. Gene Ontology annotation, biological process: positive regulation of apoptotic signaling pathway; positive regulation of peptidase activity; immune response. Gene Ontology annotation, molecular function: cysteine-type endopeptidase activator activity involved in apoptotic process; cysteine-type endopeptidase activity. The record is from RefSeq and is a predicted model, not a curated record.
GCCAGAAUGAGUAAACAGAGCGGUGAUUCACAUGUCGAUAGACUUUCAGGAAGCGACAGUGUACUAUAACACACCAACUCUGAUAAUUACGUCCAAUAUAUUCAUUUCAUUAUAGUUAAUUAAUCAAUUCAUAAACUCUUUCAAGCAUUAAACAUAACAGUAAUCAUUCAACUUGAGCUUCGUUGAAAUUAGUAUUGACGAAGUAGUACAAGUAAGAAAGGCAAGCAGGUAUAGACAAGUCAGUGGAAAACUCAUAAAGAACAUUUAUUUGUGACUAGCGCUUUUGAUCGCAGUGUGUUCACAUCCAUUGUCAGUUCUACUUCUAUCGUCAGUGUGAGUGGUUGGUUAGAUCUUGCUUCUUAAACGUAUCAUUGAGAUUAUCUACGAUCGAAGAGCAAUCAUGAAGAUUUUACUACUUUUCUCUGUGGCAUUGUUUGCCGUUAUUGAAGCUGUUUCAUUUUCUGAUGUUGUUAUAGAAGAGUGGAAUGCAUUUAAGCUCCAACAUAAAAAACAGUAUGAAACUCCGACAGAAGAGAGUAUGAGAAUGAAAAUUUUCUCUAACAACAAGUAUCAUAUUGCUAAACAUAAUUCUAAAUAUGAAAUGGGUUUGGUACCUUUUAAACUAGCUAUCAACAAAUACAGUGAUAUGCUCCAUCAUGAAUUUAUCCAUACUUUGAACGGAUUUAAUAGAACAGCAUCAAAUAAAAAAAAUUUGAAAGGAACGAAAAAACUUCGUGGAGCAACAUUUGUUUCUCCUGCUCACGUAGAAUUUCCCAAACAUGUUGAUUGGAGAAAAUUGGGAGCAGUCACUCCAGUGAAAGAUCAAGGACACUGUGGAUCAUGCUGGUCAUUUUCUGCUACUGGAGCAUUAGAAGGUCAGCACUUCCGUACAAAAGGCUUCCUUGUGUCUUUGAGUGAACAAAACUUGAUCGACUGUUCCGGCAAAUAUGGAAAUAAUGGUUGUAAUGGAGGCUUAAUGGAUCAGGCAUUCCAAUACAUUCGAGAUAACAGAGGAAUUGACACUGAAGUAUCGUACCCGUAUGAAGGACAAAAUGAUACAUGUCGAUACAACCCACGAACUGCUGGCGCUGAAGAUGUUGGAUUUGUUGACAUUCCUGAGGGUGAUGAAGAAAAAUUGAUGCAAGCUGUUGCUACAGUCGGUCCCGUUUCUGUUGCCAUUGAUGCAUCCCAUGAAUCAUUCCAGUUUUAUUCAGAAGGUGUUUAUGAUGAGCCUGAAUGCUCAAGUACUGAACUAGACCAUGGAGUUUUAGUUGUAGGAUAUGGAACAGAUGAAAAUGGCAAAGAUUAUUGGCUUGUAAAGAAUAGUUGGGGAGAAAGCUGGGGGCAAAAUGGGUAUAUUAAAAUGGCACGUAAUCAGAAAAACCAAUGUGGUAUUGCCUCUAGUGCUAGUUACCCUCUUGUUUAAUUCUCAUUUUUUUGUUUUCAUUUAUAAUUAUUCUAAAAUUGAAUGUAAUCUGAAAUAUUAUUAAUUUUCUUCGUAAGUAUGUUAAGAAAUUAAUUACAAAAUUCAUCAUUGAUAUUU